Molecule: messenger RNA, 3819 nt
Organism: Topomyia yanbarensis
Lineage: Eukaryota; Metazoa; Arthropoda; Insecta; Diptera; Culicidae
Gene: Kap-alpha3
Product: importin subunit alpha-3
Exons: 5
Coding region: 360-1919 (519 amino acids)
Biological process (GO): NLS-bearing protein import into nucleus
Cellular component (GO): nucleus; nucleoplasm; cytoplasm
Molecular function (GO): protein binding; nuclear import signal receptor activity
Source: RefSeq, a predicted model, not a curated record
UCGUUUUGACAGCGAUCUAUUGAGUACCGACAGCAGUAGCAAAAUCACUGAGCACAACGUGAAAAGAAGGAAAAAUUGGUGCUGCCUCGAAAAGAAUUUUCCUUUUAUCGACGCAAAAGGUGCAUAGUGUUGGAAAGCUCCAAUUGCUGCAACAAACUAGUGAUUUCUACUAUUUUAAGAACGGUUCUCCGUCUGUGAACGUCGGCAGAAGUUCGGGAAGAAAGUAAAAACGAAGUGAGCCUUGUGACGACGAUCCGCCCGCGGAGAAGUAGAGAGUGGUUAAUCAUCAUCCAUCGCGCACAUACACCAAUACACAGACGCAUUUCAGUGGCAAAGCAGUCGAGCAAAUUUGACGAAAAAUGGCGUCGAUAGAUUCCCAGAUGAAAAACCGAAUGCAAGGUUUUAAAAACAAAGGAAAAGAUCAGGAGGAGAUGCGGCGCCGCCGUAAUGAGGUAACUGUUGAACUUCGCAAAAACAAGCGCGAAGAAACGAUCCUUAAACGGCGUAACGUCCCGCAAACUACGGCCGAAUCAACAGACGAAGACGACUACACAUCGGCUUCCAAUCUGAAGAAGUUAGUUGAAAAAGCCGGAAAUAGUGCUGACAAGGAUGAACAGUUGGCCGCAGUACAAUCGGCACGUCGUUUGUUGUCAUCUGACAGGAAUCCUCCGAUUGAUGCGCUGAUACAGAGCGGAAUCCUGCCAAUUCUAGUUGGAUGUCUUGAACGGGACGAUAAUCAGCUGUUACAGUUCGAGGCAGCUUGGGCUCUAACAAACAUCGCUUCGGGAACCUCAACACAAACUAAUCAAGUAGUUCGUGCUGGUGCAGUGCCACUUUUCCUGCGCUUAUUAGGUUCGCCUGCUCCUAAUGUAUGCGAACAGGCUGUUUGGGCUCUCGGAAACAUUAUUGGUGAUGGACCGUGUCUGCGAGACUAUGUUAUCAAACUAGGUGUCGUCCAGCCGCUAUUGUCAUUCAUUAAGCCGGAGAUUCCGAUUCCCUUCCUGCGGAAUGUCACAUGGGUAAUUGUAAAUCUGUGUCGUAACAAGGAUCCCCCGCCACCGGUUGAUACGAUUCUGGAAAUUCUGCCGGCGCUGAAUAUGCUGAUCCAUCAUACCGACAUCAAUAUCCUUGUAGACACCGUGUGGGCCCUAAGCUAUCUUACCGACGGAGGAAACGAACAGAUUCAACUCGUGAUCGACAGUGGUGUAGUGCCGAAGCUUAUUCCCCUUUUGUCACACGUUGAAGUAAAGGUACAGACAGCAGCCCUGCGAGCGGUUGGUAACAUUGUCACGGGUUCGGAUGAUCAGACACAGGUCGUAUUAAAUUGUGAUGCUCUGUCUCACUUCCCCUCGUUGUUGAGCCACGCGAAGGACAAAAUUCGAAAGGAAGCGGUUUGGUUCCUGUCGAAUAUAACUGCCGGAAAUCAAACGCAGGUGCAGGCGGUCAUCGAUGCUGGUCUAUUGCCGAAAAUCAUCGAAAACCUAAGCAAGGGUGAGUUCCAGACGCAAAAAGAGGCGGCCUGGGCGAUCAGCAACUUGACGAUAAGUGGAAAUCGGGAGCAGGUUGCGCAGCUCAUCAAGGACGGUGCCAUUCCGCCUUUCUGCGAUCUGCUGACCUGCAAGGAUACUCAAGUGAUCAACGUUAUCUUGGAUGGUAUCAAUAAUAUGUUGAAGCUAGCAGGGCAGGAAACGGAGGAGAUCGCCAACAUGAUAGAAGAGUGCGACGGCGUUUCCAAAAUCGAAGUUCUGCAGAAUCACGAAAACAUCGAGAUUUACAAACUGGCGUACGAUAUUAUUGAGCAGUUCUUCUCAGACGAGACCGACGAAGCAGUGUUGGACGAACUUAGACCGGCUUCCGACGAGAUCGCGUUCCAGUUUAAUCAGAACCCAAAUGUACCCAGAGACGGGUUCAACUUUUAAAAACAAACAGCAAACUUCAACACACACCCACACACAAAUCAGGCAGGUAACAAACAGUUGGCUAGUUAAUGGAACAGAAGACAACCAGGACACACUAUCAACUAUAUCUUCCCCUAGAAUCAAACACCUUGCUUAGGUUUUGCAAAUUGACAAGCCAGUCACCAGCUCUUGUUCUUUUUUCUUGUACUGCACCAUGGAAAAAAUCAGCUCAGUUACUUUUAAAGCCAGAUGAUAGUGAUGAAGUCGAAGAACAUAGAAACACACACCCACAACACUUGGAAGGUGCAGCAAGCCAGCGUGCAAACAAGCAGAAAACAAGAAGAAAAACUAGUUUGCUUAGGAUUUACUACAAAUCUAAUUAAAAAAGCAAGUUAAUAUUAUCUAUUUAUUGUAUAACCCACGGACAGAAAAUGACGAAUGUAAUGCUGGAAGGACAGUUUAGGGUUUACUAAGGACGAAACAGCAAUACCAUCAUCAGUCAAACAUGCACACAUACAUACACACUCAACCACACACCAUUCGGAGACGCUUGCAAACCGAUACGCAGCAAACAAACAGGCGACCGUUGGAAGAAUUUAUAACUUUUUUUUGUAAAAAAAAGCAUUAGGCGGAUUCAAAGUUCCUUCCCUUCUUCGAUUCAAGAGGCCUCUCGUGUAGGAAGAUUUUUAUGUCUCAAUUUUUUUAAAUAGUUAAUAGUGUUUGUUUUUUUUCUCGAUAGAACACUUAAAUCCUAUUCGCUACAUAAUGCGAAGAAUGUUGUGUAGGGAGACGGAUAAGAAAAUAAUAGAUUUUUUCUUGUCAAAAUGCCUCGCUCUUGAAUGAAGGGAAGGAUUGUUGUGAAAGAAGGGUAAAACUUUCAGGAAAAUAUAUAUAAACAUCAAUCGCAAGUUUACUAGACGGAGAGAGAGAGCAUUGAUGUGAAGUAUAGUCGAUUCAAAGCAUUAGGGAAAUGUUGCUUUUAAAACAAAAUCCAUUCACUGGAAGGGAGAACAUGUUUUUCCAUGUAAAAAGGCAUAUUUUUAUAUUAUAAAUAUUACUGAUCGAAAUAAACCAAUGGACUGUAAUUUAUAGCAACUUGUGUUGAGGCAACGCUUUCUAGCCGGAAGCAGUGCGGAUUGUCGCCAAAAAUAAAAAAAAGAAUACAACAAAGAAACUUCUCAUUUUGUCGAGCUCGCAAAGGCUGCCUGCCCCCUUUUGAUUUAGUUUAAGAAUUAAUUUGUAAAAAUAAAAAAAAUGAACAGAAGACUUGGAUAGUAGUUCCGUGAGUGGAAAGGGAAGGUCACAGUUGCACUUAAACGCUCGGCAACGCUCUUCGCUAAUGCCACAACACGAACUAAACAGAGAAAACUCUUAAUGAAAUUAAGCAGUAGCGCUCUCGCAGAAUUUUGUAAUUAUUUUCACACAUACGAAUCAAAACAAACAAAAAAAAGUUGCCAGUCCCUUGCGCGGGUAGCAACGGGUAUAUCAUCGGUGGGGAGAAAACGGAACUCACACCACGUGACAUUGCGUGUUAGGAAUUUUAACAAAUUUUGUUCUUACGAAAGGCAAUUGAAAGUUGCUUUCAAAAGAACACACUAUUUUGGUGAUGAAAACCAAAAUAAAAGUUGUUUACUGUAAAAACAGAGAAACAAACUAAACGCAGACAGAAAACUCAAACUAGAAAAUUUAAUUUUCGUAUUAUGGACUUGAAGCUGAGAUGAUAAAUCUGUUAGGAAAAAAACGACAUUACCAUUUUUAUGUAUUUAAGCCUGAAACAAAUUGAAACUACGAAAGUGAACAGGAACAAAGAAAACUACACAGACACCUACACACCAACUGAACAGUAAAAAAAAACAAAUUUAUUUUUUGUCCUUUCUGGAGAACUUGAGAGAUAAUAAAACAGCAGGAGAAUGCAAAGAAA